Calliphora vicina (urban bluebottle blowfly) is the source of this 709-nucleotide messenger RNA. RefSeq lists its product as uncharacterized. The transcript is spliced from 3 exons. The record is from RefSeq and is a predicted model, not a curated record. The coding region runs from base 83 to 631 and encodes 182 amino acids. Lineage: Eukaryota; Metazoa; Arthropoda; Insecta; Diptera; Calliphoridae.
CAAAGCCAAAGACUUAGAGGUAAUUGAAACGAUUAGUCUCAAGCCAGAGCUUAAAUAAGAAGGACUAUAAAAAUAAAUUCAAAUGUUGGCUUCAAAAUUUUAUAGUGUAUUCGUUAUAAUAUGUGCCAUACAACUUUCCUUAGCAGGUGUCUUAAGACCCCCUUCCCCUUUGAUCACCGAUGAAACCAAAGAAGAAUUUGAAAAACAAGUUCGCUUGGAAACAGAAGAGUUUCUUAAUAAUAUCUUUAAAAAUCAAAUUGGUUUCUUCAAUAAAGUGAAGACCUCUUUAAAUCCAGAGACCCAACGUUAUAAAGACAUUGAAUCAUUUGUGCAAAAAUUGGAGUUGGUCAAACAGGAGCAAAGUUUGGAUAGAAAAGAUGAACUUUAUUGGGAAUCUUUGAGAAAGAUCGAUAAAUCUUCUUUGUUGCUAAAUGAGCCUGAGGAAACCGGCAUGGAAGAUGAUGAUUAUCAAAAGGUGUUAGAGGAGAAUGGCAUUAAGGAUUUGCUAAAGAAUUUCUUGGCCGAUGUGGCAGUUUAUUUUUGGAAAAUGGCCAAACAUAGCGGUAAAGUGGUGGAAACCACAGUGGAUCGUUUUAUUGAUAAUAUGCAAAAAGAUAAAGUGGUAUUUUAGGUUUAAGAAAAAAAUAGAAAUAUAUAAUAUUAGAGGUAGAAUAAACAACUAAAGUUAAAGAAAAAAAUUAAAAGAAAA